This is a messenger RNA of Aspergillus wentii DTO 134E9, 1425 nucleotides long. RefSeq lists its product as uncharacterized. Bases 1 to 1425 code for a protein of 474 amino acids. Gene Ontology annotation, biological process: protein phosphorylation; regulation of mitotic cell cycle. Gene Ontology annotation, cellular component: nucleus. The record is from RefSeq and is a predicted model, not a curated record. The transcript has 3 exons. Gene Ontology annotation, molecular function: ATP binding; cyclin-dependent protein serine/threonine kinase activity. NCBI's taxonomy places the organism in Eukaryota, Fungi, Ascomycota, Eurotiomycetes, Eurotiales, Aspergillaceae.
AUGUCCACGCAAUCCAAAUCACGAUGGGCAGACGAUGACCCCGAAACAGAAGCCAUCAUCGCGCAGCAGAAACGAGAAAAGGAAGAGAAACGACGCGCCAAGGCAGAGAAGCAACGCAAACAGGAAGAAGCUCAACGUCAAGCAGCCGCAGCAGCCCAGAACCAACCAGAGAACGCGCCGCUCAAUGGCGAUGGCAAACAAGAACCUCCCAAGAAACGUCGACGAUUGUCGAAUGAGCCGUCGUCGGCCGCAACUCCAGAAGCUGUCGUCUCCGAACAAAAGCCGUCGGCUUUGAUGCGGUUCCCUGCCCAGGAAUGGGGUCCUUGUCGACAUGUGGAUAACUUUGAGCGGUUGAACCACAUCGAAGAGGGCUCUUACGGAUGGGUCAGCAGGGCCAAGGAUAUCACAACUGGCGAGGUGGUCGCUUUGAAGAAGCUCAAGAUGGACAACUCCCCCGACGGGUUCCCCGUGACGGGAUUGCGGGAGAUUGAGACACUGCUGGAAGCAAGACACACAAACGUCGUCUACCUGCGUGAGAUUGUUAUUGGAAAUAAAAUGGACGAUGUCUUCCUCGUUAUGGAUUUCCUCGAACAUGAUCUGAGAACACUACUGGACGAAAUGCGCGAACCCUUUUUACCCUCCGAGAUCAAGACUCUUCUUCUGCAGAUCACCGCCGGUCUGGAUUUCCUCCACUCGCAAUGGAUUAUGCACCGCGAUUUAAAGACGUCCAAUCUCUUGAUGAACAACCGUGGCGAGAUUAAAAUCGCUGACUUUGGCAUGGCUCGAUACUAUGGAGACCCGCCGCCCAAGCUGACCCAACUGGUUGUCACGCUAUGGUAUCGAGCUCCCGAACUGCUCUUAGGCGCCGAUAAAUACGGCACGGAGAUUGAUAUGUGGAGUAUCGGUUGUAUAUUUGGGGAGCUUCUCACCAAGGAGCCCCUGCUCCAGGGCAAGAACGAAGUCGAUCAAGUAUCAAAGAUAUUCGCCCUGACGGGUCCCCCAACACCACAGACAUGGCCUGGGUUUCGCUCCCUGCCAAACGCCAAAUCACUUCGUCUUCCAUCCAAUAUCUCGCCGGGACCCGGGAAUCCGCCUCUACUCCCCCGUUCCAAAUUCCCUUUCCUUACUAAUGCCGGCCUGAACCUUCUGUCUUCUCUACUUGCUUUGAAUCCAAAAUCGCGCCCAAAUACUCGGGACUGCCUCUCACACCAGUAUUUCCGUGAAGACCCCCGCCCCAAACCAAAGGAGAUGUUUCCCACGUUCCCAUCCAAAGCAGGGAUGGAAAAACGGAGGCGCCGUGCGACCCCAGAAGCCCCAAAGCACGGACAGGAAGCCCCGAGACUCGACUUUGCCGGUGUUUUUGGCGGUGCUCCUGGGGGCGAUACUGGCGAGGCGGGGGCAGGGUUUACACUGCGAUUGGGCUAG